AACGCAAUAACGUCGUAAUAAGUACAGUAUUUUGGAUUUAAACGCGCGCGUUUGAAUAUCAGCAUGACAUAAUAAGCCACUGUUAGCUCACUGGCUAAUGCUAACACGGGCAAGUGUUUGGGCGCCUUCCCCAACAAAGAGGAAGGAGGAUGACAAGAGUAAACAGCGCGGUAAGGAGAAGUCAGGAGCAACGAAAGAAGGAGCUGACAAAGGCCGGGGCAGAGACAAAAACCGCACCCGACGCAAUGCCUCCAGUGGGAGCAGCAGGUCCAGCUCCAGCUCCAGCAGCAGCUCUGGUUCCAGCUCCGGCUCCUCCAGUGGCUCCAGCUCCUCUGCCUCCAGCCACUCUGGCUCAUCCAGCUCCCGCUCCUCUUCCUCCUCCUCCUCCUCCUCGUCACCGAGCCCCAGCCGCCAGCGCCACAACAACAGACGACGCUCGCGCUCAAAGUCAAAAUCAGCAAAGAAGGAUGACCGGGACCGACGACGUAGGAGCCCCACACCCAAACCCACCAAGGUCUACCUGGGCCGACUGACCAGAAAUGUUAUCAAGGAACACAUCCAGGAGAUCUUCUCCACCUAUGGCAAGAUCAAGAUGAUUGACAUGCCCAUGAACCGUGUCCACCCUCACCUGUCCAAAGGCUACGCCUACGUGGAGUUUGAGACACCUGAGGAGGCAGAGAAGGCCCUGAAACACAUGGACGGAGGUCAGAUCGACGGUCAGGAGAUCACAGUCACAGCUGUGCUGACUCCCACAGUGCGCCCUCCCCCCCGCCGGCUGUCCCCUCCCCGCAGGAUGCCUCCUCCACCACCGAUGUGGCGACGCACUCCCCCUCGAAUGAGGAGAAGGUCUCGCUCUCCACGGCGACGCUCUCCAGUACGUCGCAGGUCUCGAUCGCCCGGCCGCCGCCGUCAUCGGUCGCGCUCUAGUUCCAACUCCUCCCGCUAGUGAUAAGGAAGCCCCUCCUCCUCCUCCUCCUCCUCCUCCCCUGUGGGUCUGCUCCUCUGCCGUGUCCUUUUGAUCCUCAGUGUGAGCAAACAAACGUGAAAGAAACACACAUUUUUGUGGUCAGUACUUGCGUGAUGAGAACACGGGACACCAAAAUCAUUACUGUAUCCCUGAGUAAAUUAUUAUGUUUUAUGCUAACAUUAAAGCAUGCACGAUAUUAAAUGAUUAGACAAGAGCAUUAUGAUAAAACUGAGCCAAUGAGCCAAAGCAGCUCUAAAGCUAAAUGAUAAGUUAAAAUACUAAAUACUGUGUGACUGUCAGUUUUGUGGUGGAAAGUGAUUUAAAAUCAUUAACUGACUCUUUAUAACCAGCUAGAACUGUUGUAUUUGUUGUAAUAGAAAGUAAAAGUGAUGGCUUGUGGGAGACAUUACUGUGUAGUGGACGAAUAGUUUCACAACCUUUCCUACCGUACUGCACAAUGCAGUUGUGAAGCUUCUUACACCCACUUUCGAUAAGGAGUGGAGGUUAUUUCUUGAUUGAUAAUGAGCCUAUGACUUUUGAAAACUGGAAACCUAAAACCGAAUUAAUUGGCCUAUCUUUCUUACAAGCUUAGUUGAGUUUUUUGAAAUAAACAAAACACAAAAAACAACACAGAAAAUUUAACAAAUUGAAUGUGAAUGUUGCAAAUAUGAGGGAGUUGGUUCAUCAAGAAAGACAGCUGUUGGCGCUAACUCUCCAAUCAGGUUCCCUUAAGGAGAAGAGGGGGAAAGAAGCUGACGCAGUUAAAAGAGCGGCUGUUAAAUCUCAAACAGGAACACAGUGUAGAAAACAUAAUGGAAAAUAUAUUUUUUAUGUUUGUUUGGUGUAUUAGCUUGUUUAGUUUAUAGACUCUUAUUAGGCCAGACGAUCUGAUGUUUUCAUCUGCCAAUAUUUUGGUGGAUGUUUUAAGUCUCAUUCUAAUUCUGCAUUGUGUACAUUGCACUUUUGUCAAGUUUUGUUUUUAUCAGUAAACCUCAGCCAAAUGUAAACGCAUAUACAUACUUUGACUGCUCAAAAUCUGUGUUACUUGUGUUUUAUUAUGUGUAAAUUUGAAAAUGUGCAUAAAAACAGGUAAAUGGAAACACGCUUGAAUGUGUCACCUGCCAUCAUACAUUGAUGUCGUGUUAGCACGGACAAAUCAUCUGCAGGGAUCACACAAUUAAUUCUCGUCGUGUCCGUCUUCUCAUCACAGCACCAGUAUGUUGACUGACUUUAAAAUAAUCCUACAGUAGAAUAUGGCAAUCAAUGUUCUCUGAAAUCCUGUUUUAGUGCUCUCCAGUGUAAUGAGUGAUUAUUAAUGAGUUAAAGAUUUUAAAUGGUCAUACAGGUCAUAAUUUAGGUUUUAAUCUGUACUGUGUUUCUAAACCAAUCUUUCUGUAACCUUCCUCUGAAUUUGUGACUGAUGCUCUGUAAUCACUUCUUACAGUAAACCACAAUUAUAAAGGCAGCUAUAGGGGUGUUUCACAAUAACUUAAAUGCCAGUUAACAGUAUGUGUCUGCUUCAGUAGAAGUCUGAAAAUGACGGUCAGAAGGUUAUUGUAUGAAUUAUUGCUGCAUCAGGACUUUCAGUUUGUUUGUGUCACACUCAUCUUCUGAUCCAGACAUUGGUGGUUUUAGUUUAAGAAGGGAACAGACUAAUUCAAAUUAAAUUUGUCCCUGAAAUCUUAUGUUGUAUAGCUGGUUGUGUGUGGUUCUACUGAUGGCUUGACAAUAAAGUUCAUGGUUUGAACUGUAAAACGCA
This is a messenger RNA of Micropterus salmoides (largemouth bass), 2726 nucleotides long. Its product is annotated as RNA-binding protein with serine-rich domain 1-like. Gene Ontology annotation, biological process: mRNA splicing, via spliceosome. Gene Ontology annotation, cellular component: ASAP complex; cytoplasm; nucleoplasm. Gene Ontology annotation, molecular function: RNA binding. The record is from RefSeq and is a predicted model, not a curated record. The coding region runs from base 98 to 946 and encodes 282 amino acids. NCBI's taxonomy places the organism in Eukaryota, Metazoa, Chordata, Actinopteri, Centrarchiformes, Centrarchidae. The transcript is spliced from 7 exons.